Messenger RNA from Nelumbo nucifera (sacred lotus), 741 nucleotides. Lineage: Eukaryota; Viridiplantae; Streptophyta; Magnoliopsida; Proteales; Nelumbonaceae. The record is from RefSeq and is a predicted model, not a curated record.
CAACUUCCGAGUUUGUCGUGUUUCUGGUUUUGAAACACUGCUUACCUUUUAGGUUUUAACACGAAAGGUGAAGAAGCUCUUCUUCCAUGGGAGCAGAAAUAGGCCGAAUAGAGAGUAGUAGGUGGAGAUGGCGAGUUAUCUGUGGAGGAAAUAUGCGGAUCACUUGUACUCAAAGUGGGAGAAAACGUUCCUAUGGGACAUGAUUGAACCUUACAGACGCCCCAAAUCCUUCACCCCACUCGUCACCAUCUAUGUCGCUGCGUUCUAUACUGGGGUCAUUGGAGCUGCAAUUACAGAGCAACUCUAUAAGGAAAAAUAUUGGGAGGACCACCCAGGAGAAGCAGUGCCUCUCAUGAAGCCGAAGUUCUACUAUGGGCCCUGGAAAGUACUGAGAGGGGAUUUCCUUCCACCCAACCAGUAAAUCAGACCCACUCCAUCGGGAUGGCACCAUUGGUUUUUGUCACUUUAUGUCAUGUUCAUACGCAACAAGCUUUUCUAGUACAAGCUAAAAAAAAUUUCUGAGAAACACCUUGGAAUUAAGUAAUCAGGACGUUACAUUAGCGUGAUAACACCUGUUGCUCUUUCCUUAGAAUGAGAAGAAAGUCAGUCUUAUGAUGUUUGCACUGAUAAGAACAUUUUUGGGUAAUGGGUUUUAGUAAUGUUGAAUUAUAACUUUUCCUCUUAUUUAAUUUGUAGACAUCAUUUGAUUUAUCAAACCGUGAUUCAUCACAUUCAGUUUCA